AAAAAAAAACGCCCCUGGUUUGAAUCGUUUGGAAUAGAAGCUAAAAUAGAUAACUUCGCAAAAACUUGCCUUCACCAGCUUUAAGCUUAAAAUAAAACAGGACAUUUUUCACUUUCCUCUUCCGGACUGUAGAUGGCAGCCUAAUGCCAAGUGGGUUCGCUGACGUUGCUUUUCCACUAAAGGGAAAGGAAAACUUUGGUCUGGCUUGGAAACAGAUUCAACCCCCUGGGAUUAUAUUUGGUUGUACAUAUCAGUACCCCUUUUGUAUUUUUUUUAUUGUCACUGUUAGAUGGUCUUUUUCCGUUGUUGAGUUUUUUUUUUUUUUUUACAUUUACGCUCUCAAGACUUCGAACACUACUCUAAAAAUGGGUUGCCUGGUUUGCAGUGACGUGCAACCGAAAAAAGUGAACUUUCUACGCGUAUUUUUCUUUUGUUUUCUAUUCAUGUUUACUUCUGGCCAGAGUACGUUUGAGAAAUCGUCCACGUAUUCCGAACGGACGGGCGGUCUAUGGGAAACACUCACCGAUUUGUCCGAGGAAGCACACGGGUAUGUAGUGCACCUUGUCGGUGCACGGACGCUAAAGGCUGUACAAAAGAGUCUGUCUCAGGUGGUGUGGACUGUAGCUGGGGGGCUGGCCUCUGCGCUGAAUGUGACGUCACAGUACCUGACACAACUUCUCAGGGCAGCAGGAGUGGAGGUUGACUUGCAUUUAGACCACAUCACUCCCGAGAGUGUGGUUAAUAUUGGCCAGUGGGUUCUGCUGGCCCUCAUUGGCUACUGGCUGCUGUCCAUGGCCCUACGAUUGGUUGCGUCCACACUAAGGCGGGUCUUGUGGCUGCUGAAACUGAGCGCGGUCUUGGGUCUGUUCGGCCUCAUCCUGAGCAACAGCAACGCUGAGACACAGACCACUGCACUGCGAUUGGCUGGCCUGGGGUGCGUCUGCAUCUUAUUGGGCGUUGGACAGCCGGGGGGGGGCUCCGCAGUGGAGAAGACCGCCCAUCUGGAGGAACAAGUGAGAGCUUUGGAAAGACGAGUGAGAGAGAUGGAGCGGAGGAGGAUAGAGGAGUGAGGGAUCGAACUGGAGAGGAAGAUGGAGGGAUGGAGAGGGAGUGUGAUAUUGCAGAGAAAGGAGAAAGGGUACUCUUGUUUCACUGUUCUUAAUGUUCUGUAGUACAAAAUAAAGUUAUUGGAUUUGUAAAGUGUGAAUAAGGCAUUAUUUACAGAUACUGUCGACACCAUGGGUUUGGUUUCUACACUUUAUUGAGGUGGAUAUGUAUCUUCUAAAGUAUAUGGAUGCCAUUGAUACACAGAAUAAAAAUGAAUGUAACAUUCUUUAGGAAUAUACACAGUGUUAAAAAUCACUCCAUUAUACGUACUAGACUUGGGCACAGUUUGGAUUACAGUAUAUAUUUGAUUUAGUCGGUGACAAGGCACAGUUGAACCAGUGGAUAAGGUGUAAAAGCACUAACUGCAUGCAAGAGGAGCGAAAUCAAACAGACCCCAGUCAGCUAUCUGAAACCCCACCCAGGUCUGCUGCAUCUGUGAAACUGCCGUUUUAGACUCCAGUAACAAUGACAUACAAGGCAAGACAUAUAUUCAUAAACACAAACAGUACAUACUUCCUAUGUUCUACAAGGUUGGCAAUUUAUACAGUACAUUAACUUUAAAGUUUAUGAAAAUAAAUCAAAAGUGGCUGUUUUGCAGUUUCAUACACGUAAUACAAUGAGUAUUCAAGAUGGUGCCAAGGAUUCUGGAUCCUGAUGAAGACACCAGAAAAUUACACACAGGGUUGUCAUGGAGAAAACGUAUUGUUGUGCGAAACAGUACACAGAUGGAUUGGUAGAGAAAUGUAGUGAUAUAUACACACUGUGAAUACUGUGUAUAUAACGAGUUAGAAUAGAACUAGAAAUAAAAUUGUUUAUUUGGUUUAACUUGAGAUGUUUUGGGAUAAGGUCUAUGCAAAAUGGCGGACCCUAGGUCUACUUUACACGUACACAUAUCCAGUCCUCUUAACACAGAAGAGGGGAGUGCACCUCAAGAAAGCAUAAGAACAUAUGGAGAGUGAAGGGACAUUGAGAGGUAGAAUGCUGACUUCCUUGAAGACUAGCAAGUGCCACUGGGUCUUGGAUAGUCUCAGUGGUGACAGGAAUGUCGGCACACGCCACACCUCAAUCAGCCAUCACCGAUUGGCGUCUUCAGGAAUUCGUCAUGAAAUUACACUUCACCGGGCCCUAUUGUAUAGCCUAUAUUGUUCAUUAAACAGUCGCCGCAUAAUCUCUCUUCAUUCAGAUAUUCCUGACUCCUCAAUCCUACAUGUCCUCCGUCAUACGACAGUUCUGCACCACAUUGAAGACGCUGGUUUGAGGGUGAAACAGACUGCACACAUUCCUGUCUUGGCCGUGACCAGUUGGUAAUUUGAGCAUGUGUACAUGUAACCAAACAGCUAGAGACUUGAAGGCACUGUCUCCUGUCUCCUUCAGGGCUCCUAGUAGGACUCCUCCUACUACUGAGACUCGUGUGCAUUUGAGACACACACGCACAGACAUUUAAUGGCUUGAGGUUCAUCCGAGACUGAUCGGCGGUAUAGAGA
Hypomesus transpacificus is the source of this 2591-nucleotide messenger RNA. RefSeq names its product transmembrane protein 109 (gene tmem109). Lineage: Eukaryota; Metazoa; Chordata; Actinopteri; Osmeriformes; Osmeridae. The transcript is spliced from 3 exons. The record is from RefSeq and is a predicted model, not a curated record. Bases 144 to 1070 code for a protein of 308 amino acids. Gene Ontology annotation, biological process: cellular response to gamma radiation; intrinsic apoptotic signaling pathway in response to DNA damage by p53 class mediator.